Molecule: messenger RNA, 582 nt
Organism: Auxenochlorella protothecoides
Lineage: Eukaryota; Viridiplantae; Chlorophyta; Trebouxiophyceae; Chlorellales; Chlorellaceae
Product: Trafficking protein particle complex subunit 5
Exons: 5
Coding region: 1-582 (193 amino acids)
Biological process (GO): endoplasmic reticulum to Golgi vesicle-mediated transport
Cellular component (GO): TRAPPII protein complex; TRAPPIII protein complex; TRAPPI protein complex
Source: RefSeq, a predicted model, not a curated record
AUGUUCAGCAGCAGGACCCAAGGGGGUGUGGUUGAUCGGUCCCUGGUGCGACCCCGCGUUGAGGUCAACCUGAGCACCUUUUCCUACCUGUUCAGCGAGCUCAUCCAGUACUGUCAAGCGCGCGUAUCAAACAUCGGGGAGCUUGAGCGGAGGCUGGACAUUGUGGGAUUUGGCGUGGGCGUGCGCCUGCUGGAGCUGCUGAGCUAUCGCGAGCGCAGUAGCCGCCGCGACCUGAAGCUGCUGGAUGCGCUGCGAUUCGUGCACACCACCCUUUGGCGGUACCUCUUUGGCCGCCCCGCCAAGGACCUGGAGCAGAGCAAUAAUGCUGAGGACGAGUACAUGAUCUCCGACGUCGACCUCUUUAUCACCAAGUACAUCAGCGUGCCCAAGGAGAUGGGGCACCUGAACUGCGCUGCUUUCGUGGCGGGGAUCGUGAGGGGCGCCCUGGAUGGCGCUGGCUUCCCAUCCAGGGUUACAGCCCACAAUGUGGCCGUGCCGGGGCAGUCGCAGGCCAAGACCACGCUGCUGAUAAAGUUCGAUGCCUUGGUGCUGCAGAGGGAGCAGCGGCUGCCCUCCAGCUGA